AUGGCUGAUAGUCCCUCUCAGUCCGAGCCGCUGCCUUCGCCGGAACUCAAUGACGACUUCAAGAAGCCAGCCCUGCCGGUGCCCCCGGUGGCGCAGAGUAAGGCCCAGGCCAACAAUCCUCCAAACCCGGAGGAAGUGAAGGAAAGGCCCACGGCGCUGCCGGACUCUGAUUCCGGGGAGCCUGAUGUCCCGCCGGCCCUGCCGGACAGCGGGGAGACUAGGGGUCCAGCGGAGGAGCAGCCGCGGCCCCACACGGCGGCUCCUUCCCCUGGCGGCCCGGCCCGGGCGCCCCCUUACCGAGAGCCGCCGUGGGGCGGCCCCACCACGGCCCCCUACAGCCUCGAGACACUAAAAGGAGGCACCAUCCUGGGCACCCGGAACUUGAAAGGACUGAGUUGCUGCCUUUUCGGGAGGCUGCCUAGCUGUGACGUGUGCCUGGAGCAUCCUUCGGUGUCUCGCUACCACGCCGUGCUGCAGCACAGAGUGUCCGGCCUCGAUGCAGAAGGCGACGGCCACGGGCCUGGCUUCUAUCUCUACGAUUUGGGAAGCACCCACGGCACUUUCCUUAACAAAACCCGCAUCCCACCCCGCACCUAUUGUCGGGUCCACGUCGGACAUGUUCUUCGGUUUGGAGGCAGCACCCGGCUCUUUCUUCUUCAGGGACCAGAGGAAGAUCGAGAGGCAGAAUCCGAGUUGACAGUAACGCAACUGAAGGAAUUGCGCAAGCAGCAACAAAUGAUGUUGGAAAAGAAGAUGCUGGGAGAAGACUCAGAUGAAGAAUUGGAAAUGGAUACCGCUGAAAGAAAGAGAAAUACUAGUAGUCAGGACGAUGAAAUGGGCUGCACCUGGGGAAUGGGAGAAGAUGCUGUAGAGGAUGAGGCUGAAGAGAACCCCAUUGUCUUAGAGUUUCAACAGGAAAGAGAGGCUUUUUAUAUAAAGGAUCCAAAAAAGGCUCUCCAAGGUUUUUUUGACAGAGAAGGAGAAGAAUUAGAGUAUGAAUUUGAUGAACAGGGUCAUAGCACUUGGCUCUGCAGGGUGAGAUUACCUGUGGAUGAUUCAACUGGAAAACAGCUAGUGGCAGAGGCCAUUCACUCAGGAAAGAAAAAAGAAGCAAUGAUUCAGUGCUCACUGGAAGCUUGUCGAAUCCUCGAUACUUUGGGAUUGCUGCGGCAGGAGGCGGUAUCUCGGAAAAGGAAAGCCAAGAACUGGGAAGAUGAAGACUUUUAUGACAGUGAUGAUGACACAUUUCUUGAUCGGACUGGCCUGGUUGAAAAGAAGCGUCUGAAUAGAAUGAAGAAGGCUGGGAAGAUUGACGAGAAGCCAGAGACCUUUGAAUCACUGGUUGCGAAGUUAAAUGAUGCUGAAAAGGAACUCUCUGAAAUUUCUGAGAGACUGAAAGCCUCCAGCAAAGCUCUGUCAGAGUCACCGUCUCAGGACUCUUUAGAUGCAUUCAUGUCAGAAAUGAAGUCAGGGAGUGCAUUAGAUGGUGUGUCCCGGAAGAAACUUCACCUGAGAACUUUUGAACUGAGAAAAGAACAGCAGAGACUUAAAGGGUUGAUAAAGAUUGUAAAGCCAGCAGAGAUUCCAGAACUAAAAAAAACUGAAAGUCAGGCUACAGAUGGAGAAAACAAAGCUAAAAAGCUCACAUUGCCUCUCUUUGGUGCCAUGAAAGGAGGAAGCAAAUUCAAAUUAAAAACGGGAACAGUAGGGAAGUUACCCCCCAAGCGUCCAGAACUCCCUCCAACUCUAAUGAGAAUGAAGGAUGAGCCUGAAGUAGAGGAGGAGGAAGAGGAGGAGGAAGAGGAAGAGGAGAAAGAAAAGGAGGAGCAUGAAAAGAAAACGGAGGCUGGGAGCAGUAGGCUGCAGCAGGAGACAGAGCCGGAAGAAGCAGUGCAGGAGACGAGUCCUCCCAUAGACUUCACAUGUUCUAAAGAAACAAAAAACCAUGAAAACAUGUCUCAACUCAGCCAAGUGGAACAGAAUAAAGAUUACCAAGAGAUUAGUGAAGCAGCUGCGUCGUGUGAGGAGCCCUCAGCAUCAAAGAAUGAGAAUGAGAAAAGCAGAGAUGAAUUCAAGAAAAAGAAAGCUCCUGGUCCAGGAAAAGUUCCACUGAUACUUUCCUCCAAAUAUCCAGAAGAUGACCCAGAUUACUGUGUGUGGGUCCCACCUGAAGGCCAAAGUGGAGAUGGCAGGACCCAUCUUAAUGACAAGUAUGGGUAUUGAUUGCUUCUGAAUCUUAAAGGAAGACCUUGUGGACCAUGUGACAUGGGGUAUUUAGGAUAAUAUAUCAAGUUGAAUGUCCGGAGAAGGAAUUCAGAUGCUCAUUUGUAAAAUCUGGUGACUGGCAUUUUCUUCUGUACUCAUAGCUUCCUAAAUUUACCUACCUAUCUGAUUCUCUUGAAUUUGAUAUUUAUGUUUAAAAGUGUUUGUGUAUAUAUGUAAAAAGGAACCAUAUAUUUUGAGAAUUAGUAAAGUGAGAGACAUGAGUCUAUUAAAGUAAGAAACUGAAAA
Messenger RNA from Dama dama (fallow deer), 2511 nucleotides. It is a transcript of the gene SLC4A1AP, whose product is annotated as solute carrier family 4 member 1 adaptor protein. The transcript is spliced from 14 exons. Lineage: Eukaryota; Metazoa; Chordata; Mammalia; Artiodactyla; Cervidae. Bases 1 to 2223 code for a protein of 740 amino acids. The record is from RefSeq and is a predicted model, not a curated record. Gene Ontology annotation, molecular function: protein binding; mRNA binding.